Messenger RNA from Xenopus laevis (African clawed frog), 1942 nucleotides. RefSeq names its product microtubule-associated protein 6 homolog (gene map6.S). Gene Ontology annotation, molecular function: microtubule binding; calmodulin binding. The transcript is spliced from 3 exons. Lineage: Eukaryota; Metazoa; Chordata; Amphibia; Anura; Pipidae. Gene Ontology annotation, cellular component: cytoskeleton; microtubule; Golgi-associated vesicle. The record is from RefSeq and is a predicted model, not a curated record. Gene Ontology annotation, biological process: regulation of microtubule cytoskeleton organization; cytoskeleton-dependent intracellular transport; microtubule cytoskeleton organization. Bases 594 to 1778 code for a protein of 394 amino acids.
CAGUCCCCUCAUCAGCAUCUGUGGAUGCAGAAAAGCAUUGUGGGUGGGGCCGCUUCCUGCAGAGAUGCUGCCCCUUUGCCUCCUGAUUGUCGUUGGUUGCUAGAGACGGGACUGGGAGCAUCGGAGAGAGGGAGACAGUGGGUGUGAAGGAAGAUCUCUGUGCCCUCUGCUUUCUCCGCACAAUGACAGAAGACCAGGGUAACGAUUAUGUAACAAUGAUUGCGGAAUCCUCUUAGUCCAUCUGAGAGAAUAUCAUUCUGCCAGAGCGUCACUGCUGCUGCUGUUGUUGUUGUUGUUGCAGUUGCCGUACGGCAGGUUGGAAAGGCAGUGAAACGACAUCCCGGAGGUUUGUUCUAUGUAACAUGACUUGGAGAGACCUUGGUCUCCAUCUAUGUUGAAUGUAAUGGAGUCUGAAGGGGUUUGAGUCCACCUUCUGCUUAGGUUUGCCUUGGGCUUGGAGCGUAUGUGAGACUACUACACGUAGGACAUUUGGAAAGGUCGGCAGAGAGAAGGUCUAAGAGUUCCUUCAAACUAGCAAGCCCUUUAUUUGUGUGUUUUGAGAGCACCUCCAACCAGCUGCCAGUGUGGAGAGCAUGGCAUGGCCCUAUAUCACUAGGGCGUGCUGCAUAGCCCGUUUCUGGAACCAGCUGGAUAAGGGAGAUAUCGCAGUGCCUUUGGUUUUUAGCAAGUAUUCCGAGGUGACGGAAGGGGCCCCACAACAUCAUGCCCACCUGCAGCAGCCACAGGCACGGCUCAGUUCUGCUGCCAUAGAAACACAGGCAGCAGUAGUGGAGGCGGAUCAUGGAGGACAAGUUGGUUCCACCAAAGACUUGUCCCAGCAACCUGGGCUUGGGCCUGAUAAAAUUCUGACCGGUUCAGUUAUGCGGCAGGAUUACAAAGCUUGGAAGGUCAAGCCAGAACCAAGCUGCAAACCCAAAACUGAUUACCAGCCUUCGGAGGCCCCCUUUCAAAAAGAAACCCAGUACCAGAAGGACUUUAAAGCAUGGCCUAUACCUAGGCAGGGGGAUCAUCCUUGGAUCCCUAAACCAGCUGCAGGCCUCAGUGCCUCAAAUGCCUCCAAUGAGACCAAGAGAAAGAAACAAGCUGUAUUUCUACCAGAGAACAAGCCCACAGAGCCGGCUAAAGUGGAGGCCACGGAACAAGUUGUGCCCAAAGUUAAGGCAUCGGUCACAUUCAGUGGUUUGCCCAUUAAGGAACCACCAUCCAAGGAAAACCCCGAAAAGAAGACCAGGGAGAAGUCUCCAUCUGGCCGACUUCACGUGGAUGGGAUGAGACCUAGGGAUGCGGUUGACAUGCUCAACAGGCAGAUUAAGGAGGAAAGGGGAGCAGGAAGCUCAUACAGAAAUGAGUUUAGACCUUGGACCGACAUUAAACCAGUGAAGCCAAUCAAAGCCAAGUCUCAGUACCACCCGCCCGAGGAGAAGGUUGUCCACGAGACAAGUUACAAGGCCACGUUCAAAGGGGAAUGCAACCAGCCAGCCGCUGGGGACAACAAACUGAUGGAGCGGAGAAGGAUACGCAGUUUGUACAGUGAACCUUACAAGGAAUCCUCUAAGGUGGAGAAGCCUAGCGUUCAGACUUCCAAACCAAAAAAGACAUCGACAAGCCAUAAACCUGUGAAAAAGGCCAAAGAAAAGAUCAUCGCACCUGGCCGGGCUUCCAAGAAGAAGGACGCUGAGAGCACCUCCACCACAAAGCCAGAGGAGAAGGAGAAAAGCAAGGAGAUCAACAAUAAACUGGCUGAGGCGAAAGAGUAAUUUCACAGCACUUAUUAUUCUUCUUGUUUUGAUGAUGAAGGCCACAAAAUACGUUAGAGACUUUGAAUCUGCCGAGGCUCUGAUUGUAUUUACACUAUUCCAUGUGUUUCUUGUGAGAGUAGACAUCACUUAGACACCUUCACAAACACGGGUCACGUUGGGAG